AUGGCGGCCUCUACCAUGUCACACUCCUCCCCGGUCCUUGCCAGCAAGGCGGCGAAGAAGGUCCGGCCCAGCGUGUUCGGCGAGGGCCGCAUCACUAUGCGCAAGACGGCCGCCAAGCCGCCUAAGCCCGCCGCCGCGUCCGGCAGCCCGUGGUACGGCCCGGACCGCGUCCUCUACCUCGGGCCAUUGUCUGGUGAACCUCCGUCCUACCUCACCGGCGAGUUCCCGGGAGACUACGGCUGGGAUACCGCUGGGCUGUCGGCGGACCCCGAGACGUUCGCCAAGAACAGGGAGCUGGAGGUGAUCCACUGCCGGUGGGCCAUGCUCGGCGCGCUUGGCUGCGUCUUCCCGGAGCUGCUUUCCCGCAACGGCGUCAAGUUCGGCGAGGCCGUCUGGUUCAAGGCCGGCGCCCAGAUCUUCAGCGAGGGGGGCCUCGACUACCUAGGGAACCCCAGUCUCGUGCACGCACAGAGCAUCCUUGCCAUUUGGGCAUGCCAGGUCGUCUUGAUGGGGGCCGUGGAGGGGUACAGAGUGGCCAGUGGGCCGCUCGGCGAGGUGGUCGACCCGUUGUACCCUGGUGGAAACUUCGACCCGCUGGGGCUCGCCGACGACCCGGAGAAGUUCGCGGAGCUGAAGGUGAAGGAGAUCAAGAACGGCCGCCUCGCCAUGUUUUCCAUGUUCGGAUUCUUUGUCCAGGCAAUCGUCACCGGCAAGGGGCCACUUGAGAACCUCGCCGACCAUAUCGCUGACCCCGUCAGCAACAACGCCUGGGCGUACGCCACCAACUUCGUCCCCGGCAACUGA
Molecule: messenger RNA, 804 nt
Organism: Miscanthus lutarioriparius
Lineage: Eukaryota; Viridiplantae; Streptophyta; Magnoliopsida; Poales; Poaceae
Source: the annotation of a GenBank genome assembly